Molecule: messenger RNA, 291 nt
Organism: Tribolium castaneum (red flour beetle)
Lineage: Eukaryota; Metazoa; Arthropoda; Insecta; Coleoptera; Tenebrionidae
Gene: MFK8-5
Product: prismalin-14
Exons: 2
Coding region: 26-199 (57 amino acids)
Source: RefSeq, marked validated
AAGUCACAACAACCAAUCAACCAACAUGUUCAAAUUGUUCGUUUUCUUGGCCCUUGUCGCCUUCGCUUUCGCCCUCCCCAAGGCCCAACCCCAAUUCUACGGUGACUAUUCCGCUGUCGGCUACGGUGGUUACGGUUACGCCGCCCCCUACGCCUAUGGUGGAUACGGUGCCGGCUACUAUGGCGGUGCUUACUACUAGUUUAUUUUAAACAAAAUCCCUAAGAGUUUUAUCGUUUCUGCGAAACUUACACAACCCACAUGCAAUAUAAUAAAUAAAAAAUUGAUCAAAAA